Cercocebus atys (sooty mangabey) is the source of this 1686-nucleotide messenger RNA. RefSeq lists its product as uncharacterized. Lineage: Eukaryota; Metazoa; Chordata; Mammalia; Primates; Cercopithecidae. The transcript is spliced from 3 exons. The coding region runs from base 1 to 615 and encodes 204 amino acids. The record is from RefSeq and is a predicted model, not a curated record.
AUGCCCCCUCCUCCUUCCCUCCAGCCAAAGCGCUUACCAGAUCGUCCCGAGCGCGCCGCGGUCCAGGCGGGCACAGCGACGGUCAAGUUCACGUCCGGCCCGCGGGCUGCCCGAGGUCCCCGGGCGCGGCUGGGGCAGCGGGAGGCGCGGGAGGCCGAGGUCCCGGGUGGCCGCCGCGGCCGCUCCCGAGACGCUGCUGUCACCCCGGCCGCGCCCCCCAACUUUCUGCACAGUCGCGGAGCUGGAAGUUUCCGGGCUUCGCGGACGCUGGGCUGGGUUUCAGCCGCGGCUCUGAGGUUGGCAACAAAGAGGGAAAGAAGGAGGAAAAGCAGGCCGGGGAGGGGAGGAAGAGAACCGCGCGGAGGCCGAGGCGCCGAGAGCCCCAGAACUUCCAAUUCUACCCAGAAGCUUUUUUCGUUGUGUUUUUCUCUUAAGAGGCCUGGAGAACCACUCUCUGAAGCGGAUAUUUUCCCCUCAGACGACUUCUCAGACAUGAUCCUCUCUGAGGUUGGUCCCGGGCUUCCACAUGUGACUCAUGGAAGAGGCCUCACCCCAAGAGCCCCUGAGGGUACUGCCCACUCCCCUGGAAACUUCCAGAACCUGACGUGGGGCUGAGGACAUAGAGGUGAUGGGGGUGGGCUGGUGGGGCACUGGCGGGGACAAUGCGUGGAGCCCUUGUUUUCAGAGCUGCAGAUGCUUGUCAGCUGACGGUUUCUUUCCAGCAUUCAUAGCGGACCUCCUUUGGGGGAACGUUUACCUGCCAAUGAACCCAAGAUCCUUUCCCAGAGGCAGCAGGAUGAAGUUUUCCUUUUCUUUUUUUUUUUUUUUAAUUAAUAUAUUUUAUUUAAACCAAUAUAUCCAAAAUAUUAUCAAUUCAACAUAUGAUCAAGAUAAAGAUUAAUGAGAUACUUUACAUUUUCAUAGUAAAUCCUUUUUUAAAAUUUUUGUGAGUACAUAGUAGGUAUAAACAUUGAGGGAUGAAGGUUCUUACUGUGUUUCCCUAGUAACAAGCACUGGCAUCAGCUGUCAUGAUUUCUCCCCAAGGCCUAGGACGGUCAGCCUCGCACGCUCCAUGGCAGAGUGACGGAAGCUCUAUCGAGGUGUGGCACCAGCAUGUUGAUAUUUCCAGAGAAUCUGCAGCCUCCCUGGUUUUUCACGAAAGCUCCUAUGCAGGGCCUGGCCCUUUCCUGGGGAGGGAAGCCUGGCUGUGUCUCCCGCUGCAUCCUCACCCGGAACUCCAUUCCUGAGCUGCGACCGCUAUUUUUCAGAUUGGAAAAUGCCUUGGGAAUGGCUCAUCUUCCUGCAGCUUAAGCCCAUUUGUUUUCUGACUGGUGGUCACUGAUGAUUAGAGUGUGUCUCAAAGGGAACUGUCACCUUAGUUCUAUCAUACACCAUCAAUAACUUGUCCAGGGCUGACUUUGUGGGCCUUGUGGCCUACCCCGUGGUAGAGGGUCCGUGUGCAGAAGGGCCCUACACUCAAUGUUUGGCUGUCCCCGAUCUUAAAAUUCUCAGUCAUUCUUGAACAAGGGAACCCAUAUUUUCAUUUUGUUCUGGGCUCUGAGAGUUACAUAACCGAUCCUGACUUUGGCUGUUGGUCAACAGUGUCAUAAGGUAAAAAUCUAUGAGUUAUAUAUAUAUAUAUAUAUAUAUUUUUAAGACAGAGUCUCACUCUGUCACCAGGAUGGA